Didymodactylos carnosus is the source of this 1743-nucleotide messenger RNA. The record is from the annotation of a GenBank genome assembly. Lineage: Eukaryota; Metazoa; Rotifera; Eurotatoria; Philodinida; Philodinidae.
AUGCUAAAUAAAUGUCGUGACUUCUAUCGUGGAAAUAAACGUGAAUUAGAGCGAAUUGAAGAAUUUCGACAAACCUAUACUCCAUCAAAAGCAAUCCAGUGGUACACUCGAGAUAGUUUUGUCUAUCGAUUGGUUAAUCGUGCAUUUCGUACCGAAGAUAUGUCUCUAUGGUAUUUAUUUCGUUUUUACUGUAUCGAUCUCUCGAAUGAACUAAAAAACCUGCAAGAGCAACAGAAUAUUGCAGAAAGUUUUCUCGUAUACCGUGGUCAAACACACCUACCUGUCAAUGAACUUACGAAAAUAAGAAACAAUAUUGGCGGAUUGAUUUCAACAAAUGGAUUUCUCUCUACGUCAAAGCUAGCCGACGUAGCACUCAGCUUCGUUAUAGGUGCGGAAAAUACCGAAGAAUUUAAAGUUGUUCUCUUCGAAAUUGAAGUGGAUCCAUUCAGUCGAAAUAAUUGCGUAUUUGCCGAUACUCAAGAAUAUUCUGAACAUGGAGAGCAUGAAGUAUUAUUUAAUAUUGGGUCAACAUUUGAAAUUAUAAAUGUAAGCAUCGACGAAAAAGCCUCGUUAUUUAAUGACAAAAAUCCGCUAACACGUAUCAGAAUGAGAACAACAAAUAAAAAGACAAAUGAAUCUAACAAAUAUUUUGAUCCUAGCAAACUACGAAACGCAAAUAUUGAAAUUUAUUUCGGUCGUCUACUAAUCAGUUUAAAUCAAUAUGAAAAAGCAGAAUCCUAUUUUAAGAUGAUGUUACAUAUAUUACCGAAAAAUCAUGAAGAUAUCGCUUCUUUAUACGAUCAUCUAGGACAUCUACACUUGCAAACAACAAACUGGAGCGAAGCACAUAAUUGUUUGAAUUUUGCUCAAAAUAUAAAACAGAAAAGUCGUCCUGCUAUACAUCCUGUCUUUGAAAUUACCUUCAACGGACUUGCCAAUUAUUAUAAAGCAAUACAUAAUUAUACCAAAGCACUAUUGUAUUAUGAAAAAGCACUGAAAUGCUACGGAAUCCAUGAACUCAGUGUUUCAAUGACAAAAUUGAAUCAAGCCUCCAUUCAAAUACUUAUGAAAAACUAUGAUAUUGCAUUUAAGUUAUGCCGGGAAGCAUUUCAAAUUCUUAUAAAGACUCAACUAUCACCUGAACUAGAAAUGCUGCAGUAUAAAGGAAUUAUGGGCGAUUAUCAUUUGGCUCGAAGAACGUACGUAAAGGCAAUCCAGUAUUAUAAGGAGGCGUUUGAUUUAAGCGAAAAAAUAUUAUUAAUUGGCGACCUACGUCGUGUGCAUUCAGCUCUAGCUCUAAUUGAAUGCUAUCGUUCACAGGGAAAUAUUUACGAUGCUAAAUUGAUUUGCGAGCAACAAAUCAAGAUCUAUGGCACUAAUCUGACACGCGAUUAUUCAGGUAUAGCAUAUUUUAAAAUAAAACAGGCCGAACUUGACACCGGUGAUGAGAACAAGAAUUACUUACAAUUGCAGCUCUAUGAAGAGGCUUUGAAUAUACUUCAGAAAAAUACUCAUCUACAUCACGAGAAAACGGCUCAAUGUCUAACGCUUAUAGCUCACUGUCAUAUGAAAAAUGGAAGUGAAUAUGAAUCAGCUGUAGAUCGUUUGAAAUCAGCAAUAUACAUACAAGAGAAAAUUUAUCCGAGAUCUCAUUUGCUUGUUAAAAACACAAAAAAACUUAUUGACCAAUGUAACAGCGUUAUUUAUCCGAUAGAGACAAAUAAUAGAAAUUUAUUGAUUUAG